AUGUGGAACAGGGCGGAUUUUAAUCUGCAGCUUCGGAUUCUAUUUGUGAUUUUUGUUGGGUCACAGAAAGAAAUGUCAUCGACGAAGCAGGAAGAUAACAAUCGAAAAUUGCUUGAAGAAUUAAAUCGGACAAGACAGUUGAUGAUGAAAAAUACUGGGGCAAGUGGGCGCCAAUUGGCUUUGGAAAGCAAUAUUUCGAGAUGUGAUCCACGAACAGUUCAGCUGGUAAAUAAUUUAGAUUCACAGACACCGAUUACUUUUAUACCAACGAAUUCGCAACAUAACAAUACUAUUUUACCUGUUUUUCCUCGUUUUCCACCUACUACAUCUUAA
Messenger RNA from Dracunculus medinensis (Guinea worm), 333 nucleotides. The record is from the annotation of a GenBank genome assembly. Lineage: Eukaryota; Metazoa; Nematoda; Chromadorea; Rhabditida; Dracunculidae.